Molecule: messenger RNA, 180 nt
Organism: Neurospora tetrasperma FGSC 2508
Lineage: Eukaryota; Fungi; Ascomycota; Sordariomycetes; Sordariales; Sordariaceae
Exons: 2
Source: RefSeq, a predicted model, not a curated record
AUAGCUAUAAAUAAUAGUGUUCGUAGGUUCGAAAAUAGCGUCUACAACCCGCUCGUAGAAAUUUCCGUAUAUAACGACCCUAAAGCCAAUAGUAUUAAUAAUUAUACUAUAUUAGAAGUAUUAAUAAAUAUAGUAAGGAAUAAGAAUAAGGAGGUAACUAUUAUAAGAGUUCGGCCUUAA